Molecule: messenger RNA, 2406 nt
Organism: Phaeodactylum tricornutum CCAP 1055/1
Lineage: Eukaryota; Bacillariophyta; Bacillariophyceae; Surirellales; Neidiaceae
Exons: 3
Biological process (GO): phospholipid catabolic process
Cellular component (GO): plasma membrane
Molecular function (GO): D-type glycerophospholipase activity
Source: RefSeq, a predicted model, not a curated record
GUAUUACUGCACGGAUACCUUCAUGUUCAAAUCGUCCGCGCCAAAGAAUUACGAGACUUCGACUGUAUGAUCGGCUGUCGCAAAGCCAGUACUGCGUUGCGUUGUUGCGACAAUGUUAGCGACCCCUACGUCACUGUACACGCUGGAGAUCAUCGAUUGAUCAAGACCUCCGUUAUGACGAAUAGGUUGAACCCUCAUUGGAAGGAAAGUUUUGUUGUACCGAUCAGCCAUCAUGUGGAAGCACUCGAAUUUAGAGUAAAGGACUCGGACUUCAACGGUGCGAUGAAUCUUCUCGGGAAGACAUUUCUCUCUAUAAGUGAUAUACUUAAACUCAAUAAAGAGGGAAAACCUCGCAGGACAGGGAUUCACAAAGUCGUUCAUUUGGAUGGAAAACCUCGACAUGGGUCGUUUGAAUACUUUGUGGAGUACGUUCCAGCCGAAAUGAUGAAGGACGGCGUUGCAGUUCCGGGGACAUAUUUCAAACCUAAACAAGGAAACAAAGUCAAACUGUACAUAAAUGCUGACGACCGCGGUUCAGAAAAAGGAACUCCAGAAGUGACAUACGGUGCAAACAAUGACCAGGUGUGGAAACCAAAUCGUCUCUGGAAGGAUAUUUACGAAUCCAUUUGCCAAGCAAACGAAUUGAUCUAUAUUGCAGGAUGGGCCGUCGAUUACGAACAGAGUUUUCUACGAGGAGAGGAACGUGAGCAAGCAUUGGACAGUGACAAGUAUAGCCCAUACAUCGGGGAUCUCUUGAAGGCCAAAGCAGAGGAGGGCGUAACAGUAAACGUUCUUGUAUGGGACGACCAGACCUCAAAUGGAUUUAAUGGUGAAGGAAUGAUGGCCACGAAAGAUGAGGAGCUCCGACAGUUUUUCAAAGGAACAAAGGUCAACCUACACCUCGCACCCAUGUUAGGAGGUGAAUCCAAUCCAUACUUCGAACAAAUUCGAAAUUCGAUGUGCUUUACACAUCAUCAAAAGAUAGUCAUAUGCGACGAAAAAUCUGAGUUAGUGGGAUAUUUCUUUGCUGUAGGUGGGAUUGAUUUGACGUAUGGGCGAUUCGAUAACAGUGAAUAUUCCCUCUUUCGAACCUUAGCGUCUGACCACAAAGGAGACUUCCAUAAUGGAUGCCAUAUAUUGAAAUCUGGAGAUACACUUGGACCUCGCCAGCCUUGGCAUGACAUUCAUUUAUGCGUUAGAGGACCGGCUGCGCAGGAUCUAUUGCAAAAUUUUGAAGAGAGGUGGCGCCGUCAAGCUAUAUCAGAUGCCGAUCAGCUCGUUGACCGUGCAAAAAAAGAAAUUGUCGCCAAGUCGCUAGAUCAAGACCACGGUGGAGUGUGGAGUACGCAGCUUUUUCGGUCUAUUGACGCUCGUACGGCCAGCUUUGAUCCAGAAUUCGUCUCUGAUUCUGCCGAUGGCUUUGUUUUCCCUCGGACUUUGGACCAGAAAAAAGGCCGAGCAAUAGACCACAGUGCCCAUGAUGCUAUGGUGUAUCACAUUCGCAGAGCGCACCACACUGUUUACAUUGAAAGUCAAUACUUCUUAAGCAGUUCACACAUAUGGUCGGAAGACACUGCAACGAAGUGUUACAACCUAAUUGCAGCGGAGUUAACCUGGAAGAUCUGCCAAAAGAUAGAAGCUAGAGAGCGAUUUGCCGCAUACAUUGUAAUCCCUAUGUGGCCAGAAGGCGUUCCAGAAUCAGGAUCUGUCCAAGAAAUUCUGCGUUGGCAAAGGCUGACGAUUGAAAGUAUGUAUAGGCGUGUGUGUAAAGCUAUACAGCGACAGAAAGAUCUUGCGAGGCAGUCAGGAUCGCAGUUUGAUAUGGAAGCAACCGACUACUUAAAUUUUUACUGUCUUGCAAAUCGGGAGACCGAAGAUGGAAGUGAAGCCCAAGGGGUCCCAAGGCCGCAAUCAAUCGAAGAAACGCUAAGCAAGUCCCGCCGGCACUUAAUAUACGUGCAUUCUAAGUUGAUGAUUGUUGACGAUGCAGUAGCAUUGAUUGGUUCAGCCAAUAUUAACCAAAGGAGUCUCGAUGGAACGAGAGACAGUGAAAUUGUUCAAGGGGUAUGGCAGCCUGAUCAUUUGGCAACAAAUAAGAGUAUCGCCGUCGGCGAUAUUCAUGGAUUUCGCCUACACUGCUGGAGUCACCUGACGGGGAAAAUGGAGGACAUAUUCCGAGAUCCGUCAAAUUUGGAUUGCGUUCGUCGGCUGAAUACCAUUGCCAAAGAAAACUGGAAAAUAUUUUCGCAGGAACAAGUCGCGGAAAUGAAUUCGUAUCUGGUUUCCUACCCAAUUCGUGUUGAUGCGGACGGAAAGUUGUCAGGUAUCGAAGGCGAUGUAUUUCCUGAUACGAAGGCCCAAAUCCUGGGUUCGAAGUCCUUUCUACCUGAGUACUUGACAACAUAA